AUGAGAUCCAGUCCAGCUAGUUCAGAAAGGGAAGACGACCUAGUUCCACCCAUCAAGGAGGAAGUUGAGUCAAUUGCAGACUCAGAAGAAGGAACCAUCAGAAUGGCGGCUGAACCAGACAACGAUCCAGAGAUCGGCUCGCUCAAUGCUCAUUUGAACCUCUGCAGCAUUCAGAAGAGGCCACCUAACUCGACCGAGGAAGAUUAUAGUCUACGUGCUCUACCUUUCGCACUGAAGGGAGAGGCGAAUACAUGGCUACUGAGGUUACCGGCAAAUUCUAUAAGCUCGUGGGUGGAUUUCAGGUUACUGUUCUUGGAUUACUUCUUUCAAUCGAACAAGACGAAUGCAAUCAAGAAGGAGAUUCUUGCAUGCCGACAAGAUUAUGAUGAGGUGUUGAGUCAGUAUUGGUCGCGAUUCAAGGGUUUGCUCGAUUCAUGCCCUAAUAACCGAAUGUGCGAAGUAGGAGUUUACAACAUCUUUUAUGAAUGGGCGAAUCCGGAGUCUAAGGAUUUAUUAAACUCCUCGAGCAGGGGAAAUUUUACCAAGAAGCGAGUAAGUGAAGCCCGAGAAAUUUUGGGCAGGCUAAUUGAUGCCAAGAAUGCGUACGAUUCUCCUCGCACCAUCCUGAAGAGAGGAAGUGUAGAUACCGUGAACGUUCAAAGUGAAGACCGGAUAGAUGCGAGAAUAGAAGCUGGAGAAAGCAAUUCCGAUUGCCUUAGGGAAGAACAAUUCCCCAGACCCAGGAGAGAAGACCAAGCAACUGCCAGAUGGUCUGACAAUGAUCCGAAUCUGCCGCCGACGCAACAAAGCAACAACUAUUCAAACCCGCAGGAGCGACAACCGAAUUGGGUAAACAGAAAUCCGGAGGGGAACAAUUGUGGCAAUAGGCAGCAGAAUGACCAACCCAACUGGGCAAACAGGAAUCAGAACAAUCCAGCCAGUUCAUAUGUGCCACCUCACCAGAGGAAUUAUCAAGGCAACCAUCAGAACUCUCAGCCCAACCAUCAAAAUCAACAAGGGCAGAAUCCGCAUUAUCACAACACAGGAGGCCCAGGGAAUUUCAGGCCAAACCAGGGACAUGGUCCCAAUCACCCUCAAGGACCGAAUACCAGUCAGCCGAGUACCAGACAGCCGAAGAACAUUGAUGAGUUGAAUGAGCAGAAGACAGCCAUGGGCAUGUUAGCUAAACAACUCUCCCAGAUCGCGACUUCUUUGAGCAAGAUGCGUGGGAACGAAGGAAUAAUUCCUGCCUUGGUAAAACCACCAGAUAGGGCAAAUAUCAGCCAGAUAACCCUGAGAUCGGGGUGA
This is a messenger RNA of Salvia splendens (bonfire salvia), 1308 nucleotides long. RefSeq lists its product as uncharacterized. The record is from RefSeq and is a predicted model, not a curated record. The coding region runs from base 1 to 1308 and encodes 435 amino acids. The transcript has 4 exons. NCBI's taxonomy places the organism in Eukaryota, Viridiplantae, Streptophyta, Magnoliopsida, Lamiales, Lamiaceae.